AUGGUUGAAGCUCAGGAUACGACACACAAUUGGAUCGGAACGGGAGUCGACAUACAACAACAACAACACAGAAUUGGAACUGAGGCGGAGUCGACACAUGUUGGCACGUGGACUACCGGCGUGUGGUGGCUGCCGGCCAGGAAGGCUGCGGCAAAUGGAGACGGCCGGCGAAGGGGCUGCUAUGCAUGGAGACUGCCAGUGAAGGGGGGAGGAAGAGAUGGCAGCGAGAAGCGACACGAGGGGAAGCGACUCCCUGGUGGCGUUGGCGGUCAGAGUGAAGAAGGGAGGAGGUGGCGACCGGAGUGUUUAUCGGCUGGAGGAGAGGGAAAACAGAGGACAGGAGCGGUCAUCAUCGACAAGGAGAGGAGCGUGGAAGGGAGAGCUCCGGCGUUAGCGCUGCAUCAGGAGAUGGCCGGCAGGCGGCCGCAGUGGAAGAAGGGCGGCCUCAAGACCAUCCCCUUCAUCAUCGCAAAUCAAGGCUGGGAGAAGGUGGCGAGCUUUGGACUGCUUGCAAAUAUGAUCAUCUACCUGACAGCGACGUACCACAUGAAGCCUGCGGCGGCGGCGGCGCUGCUGCUCCUUUGGGGAGCCACCUCCAAUUUUCUCCCCAUUUUCGGAGCCUUCCUAGCUGAUUCCUGGCUCGGCAAGUUCCGAGUCAUCGCAGCCGGCUCCUUCUUCAGCCUGACUGGGAUGGUGCUACUUUGGCUAACCGCCAUGAUUCCCGGAGCUCAGCCACCAGCUUGCAGUGCCGGCAGCCAUUGCCUCGGCGCCACCUCCUCGCAGCUCGCCCUCCUCCUCGGCGCGUUCGCAUUCAUGGCCAUAGGCACCGGCGGCGUCCGUCCCUGUUCCCUCGCCUUCGGCGCCGACCAGUUCGACCGCCGCAAAUCCCAACCCCACGCCAACAACGUCCGUGUCCUCCAGACUUUCUUCAGCUGGUACUACGUCUCCGUCGGUGUCUCCCUCGUCCUCGCGGCCACCGUCAUCAUCUACAUCCAAGACCAUGCGGGCUGGCCCAUCGGCUUAGGCGUCCCCGCCGCGCUCAUGGCCGUCUCCACCCUUUUCUUCCUCCUCGGCUCCGCCAUGUACAUCAAGGUGAAGCCCAACAAGAGCGUCCUCUCCGGCCUCGCUCAGGUCGCCGUGGUAGCGAUCAAGAACCGCAACAUCAUCCUCCCCCCCAACUCCUCCGACUCGUGGUACCACAAGAAGAAGGGCUCCAAGCUCACGGUGCCUUCCAAGAGCUUGAGAUUCCUGAACAAAGCUUGCGUCAUCCGAAUCCCCGAGAAGGACCUCAACCCCGACGGCACUGCGGCCGACCCGUGGCGGCUGUGCACGGUGGAGCAGGUGGAGGUGCUAAAGGCGGUGGUCCGGGUGCUUCCCAUCUGGUCCACCGGCAUUAUGGUGGCUAUCAUCAUCAGCCAGAGCUUCCCGGUGUUGCAGGCAUCGACCAUGGACCGCCACCUAGGCCCCCACUUCCAGAUCCCACCCGGCUCCGUGGUCGUCUUCUCCAUCGUCACCCUCUCGCUGUGGGUCGCCAUUUACGACCGCCUCCUCGUGGCUCCUCUCGCGCGGCUCACCGGGCGCCCGCGCGGCUUGGGGCUGAAACAGAGGAUGGGCUUCGGGCUGGUGCUCUUGAGCAUCGCCACCGUCGUCAUGGCCAUCACAGAGCACAUCCGUCGGCGAAGGGCGAUCGAUCAGGGACUGAUGGACAAAGGAAUAGUGCACAUGUCCGCGAUGUGGCUGAUACCGCAGUACUGCCUGAUGGGAUUGGCGGAGGCGUUCAACGCCAUCGGACAGAUCGAGUUCUACUAUUCGGAGUUCCCUCGCAGCAUGACAAGCGUAGGGUUGUCGUUGCUGUCGCUGACGAGUGGGAUGGGGAGCUUGGUGGGGGCAGUGAUCGUGGCGGUGGUGGACAGGGUGACGGAGACGAACGGGGGCGUGAGUUGGCUGGACAGGAACUUGAACAAGGGGCGAUACGAUUACUACUACUGGAUGUUGGCGGCGAUGUCGAUGGCCAAUGUGUUCUACUUCGUGCUCUGUAGUCAGAUCUAUGGGGAGGAAGGGAAGAGUAAGGUUUGGGAGGAAGAAGAAGAGGAGAAGAAGGACAUGGAAGAAGAGCAGCAAGCGAGCACAGAGUUGUCGAUGAUGCCUUGA
Zingiber officinale is the source of this 2151-nucleotide messenger RNA. RefSeq names its product protein NRT1/ PTR FAMILY 1.1-like. The record is from RefSeq and is a predicted model, not a curated record. Gene Ontology annotation, biological process: oligopeptide transport; transmembrane transport. Gene Ontology annotation, molecular function: transmembrane transporter activity. Gene Ontology annotation, cellular component: plasma membrane. NCBI's taxonomy places the organism in Eukaryota, Viridiplantae, Streptophyta, Magnoliopsida, Zingiberales, Zingiberaceae. Bases 1 to 2151 code for a protein of 716 amino acids. The transcript has 5 exons.